Molecule: messenger RNA, 1516 nt
Organism: Cokeromyces recurvatus
Lineage: Eukaryota; Fungi; Mucoromycota; Mucoromycetes; Mucorales; Mucoraceae
Product: aspartic peptidase domain-containing protein
Exons: 2
Coding region: 87-1412 (441 amino acids)
Biological process (GO): proteolysis
Molecular function (GO): aspartic-type endopeptidase activity
Source: RefSeq, a predicted model, not a curated record
CACCACUCUUUUUAAAAUAGACAUUUACAUAUUUUUAGAUUUUUUUUUUCUUUUAUAUUUUCUUUCAUGUUAUCUUUUCAUGCAUAAUGAAAAAUUAUUUCGUAUUUGGAUUUAUAAAUCUCCUUGCUGUUUCAGUGUUGGGCUCUAAUAAUCCAGACUCUUUUUCUAUAAACAACUCUGUUAUUAAUAUACCACUUUAUAAUGAUUUGGGUCAAGUUUAUCUUGCAAAUAUUAGUGUUGGAACACCAUCUCAAACUUUUAGUGUCAUUGUAGAUACGCGAAGUUCAAAUAUUUGGAUACCCUCAGUUAAAUGUGAACAAAAAAUAUGCCCAGACACAACUUUUAAUCCAUCAAAUUCUUCUACAUUUGAACUUAUUGACUCGGCUUUUAAUGCUGAAUAUGGAGAUGCCACUAUUAAUGGUACUCUUGCACAGGAUACAGUUAUAUUGGGUGGAGCUCAAAUUGAUAAUCAAACGUUUGUUCUUGUUAAUAAAGCAAGUAAAUUACUCAUAGCCGAUGAUUACAAACAACGUUUAAAAUAUCAUACCAAUGCAUCAGUAGAUGGUGUCCUGGGUUUAGGUUAUAGUUCUUCGGUUGAAAACAACCAACAUGUUUAUAGUUCUCUUUUGCAUUCUAUGGUAGAUCAGAAUUUAAUCCCUGAACCAGUCUUUUCGAUCUUUACUAAUUCAGUUAUGGCCAACGGCUGGGCUGGUGAAUUAACUUUAGGUGGUGUGAAUGAGGAACGAUAUCAAGGGCAAAUCAAAUUUGCAGAUGUGCCCGCUAUUAGUACGAAUAGCGAUACUAACACAUCCUCUCAAGUUGGUUUAUGGUUAGUUCAAAGCAAGUCGAUUUCUGUACUAGAUGCAGCAACAGUUUAUAAUGCUAAAACUAAGCAAUAUGGCGUUGAAAUGAUACCCAAAUUAAUUUUACCCUUUCAAUUAGAUAAUACAAAAUAUGUAUUGUUUGAUACUGGGACUUCAUUAUCUUAUGUUGGAAAACUUUAUGCUAAAAUGCUAAUCAUGGGCUUACAAGAAUCGACAAAUGUAGAUUUGGACGUGGAGAGUGGUUGUUAUCUUAUUGAUUGUGCUUUUGCCAAUUCUACUAAACAAAUUGAAUUUGAAUUUGCACAGUUUAGUAAUGGUACAGCAGGAAGUGUACGUGUCUCGAUUCCUGUUAAAUAUCUUAUACAACCUCAGCAUGUAGGUAAAGCGAUGACUGGAGAAGAUGAUACAUGUAUCUUUAGUAUUUGCUCAUGGAUACCGGGAAAAGAUAAUGAAAAUGAGGAUGGUAACGAGACAACUGUUUUUGUAUUUGGUGAUUCAGUUAUUCGCUCAAUGUAUCUUGUCUUUGAUUCUGUUCGAAAUAGGAUUGGAUUUGCAAGUCCUAUUGAUACAACUAUAAAAGUUAUAUAAAAAAAAUAUUUAUAUAUUUAUAUAAAUACUAUUUAUAGAAAAAACAUAUAUAUAAAAAAAGCAUCAUUAUUACUGCUUAAUUUGUUUGAGAUAGAUCAUUUAAU